AUGAAGCUAUCACAGCUAAGGGAUCUACUGAAGCAUAAUGCGGAGCUGCAGCUUCUCACGGAAGAUGAGAAGAUAACCGAUGAUAUAUCUGUGGCUAAGAAUUUAAAAAUAGCGUCCGAGAUAAUGUCUCUUGAUGAGUUGACGGAUUUUAAGCUGGAAGAUUCGCAGGUACCGCUAAGAGUAGUUGUACACUGCUGGCUUCAUAGAGACUCCAGCGCUGCAGAUUAUCUUGCGGAUUGUCAAACGAAGGAUCUCACGAAUGUGUCGUUUUUGCAGCGAAACGACUUGAUCCAGUGGCUCUCUGGAACAACACAAGUGUCACAGUAUGUCGGCCCCGAGGAGGGCGAGGUAGUGGAGGAGGGAGCAGUAGCCGGAGAUGUUGGCUAUCAGGAAGACGAGAUAUUGAAAGAGAUCUUGACACGCGAGAGAUAUCUGGCUGACCACAACUCCUCUCUACGCGGCUCCAAGCCGCGUAAUUUCGGAUAUCUGAUCAAAGACGUGGAACUGAAGGUGGUCAACCAGUUGAAAUCCACCAGGCGGUCCAAGCCUGCUGCCGGUGUGUCAAAGAGUUCGAUUUCGCGCACUCCAAUAAACGAUCCGAUUAUCCUAAUUCCGUCGGCUGCUUCUUCUAUCUUCACCAUUGCAAACAUCAAACAAUUCCUCGAGGAUUCGCAAUAUAUAAAUCCGCGGGAGCUACCGACUGUGACUAACGACCUGACAACUGUGGUCAAGAAACUGGAUAGGAUCUCCAGACCGGUGAAGUUUGUGAUUGUGAACAACACACGGCUAUUCACGAAACCAGAGUACUGGAACAGAGUGGUGGCUAUCUUUACGACGGGGCAUGAAUGGCAGUUCAAGAAUUAUCAGUGGUCCAAUCCCACUGAUCUUUUUCAGCGCUGUAAGGGUUACUACUUCCACUUUGCAGGCGAUGUGAUCCCCAAGACGGUCAACCAAUGGAAUGUGCAAAAGUUAGAACUGGAGAAGAACAAGCGGAUCAAGGAUCUAGAAGUUUUGCGUAUAUUCUGGACGAUGAUGGAGAAAGAGCUAUUGGCAAGGGGAUUUCAUUAG
This is a messenger RNA of Eremothecium gossypii ATCC 10895, 1068 nucleotides long. RefSeq names its product Cdc73p (gene CDC73). The record is from RefSeq and is marked provisional. Gene Ontology annotation, molecular function: RNA polymerase II complex binding. Gene Ontology annotation, cellular component: Cdc73/Paf1 complex. Lineage: Eukaryota; Fungi; Ascomycota; Saccharomycetes; Saccharomycetales; Saccharomycetaceae. The transcript has a single exon. Bases 1 to 1068 code for a protein of 355 amino acids. Gene Ontology annotation, biological process: transcription elongation by RNA polymerase II; positive regulation of transcription elongation by RNA polymerase II.